Molecule: messenger RNA, 552 nt
Organism: Lycium ferocissimum
Lineage: Eukaryota; Viridiplantae; Streptophyta; Magnoliopsida; Solanales; Solanaceae
Exons: 1
Coding region: 1-552 (183 amino acids)
Source: RefSeq, a predicted model, not a curated record
AUGGAUGCUAACAAGCAAGAUGGACAAGAACAGCCUCAACAUGUGAUCCACAUGAUUAUUGGGGGGGUGGACAUUCCUCAGGGGCCAAUAAUGAAACGCACCAAAGUUUCAAUCACUAGGGAAAAACAUACACAGAGUUAUGACCCCGAGAGUCCCAUCUCGUUCAACGAUGAGGAUAUAGGAGGCAUCGUUCAGCCCCACAAUGAUGCACUGGUAGUAUCUAUCCUUGUUAAUAAAUUUAGACUUAAACAUGUAUUGAUUGAUCCAGGUAGCUCGGCUAAUAUCAUCCGAUGGAGAGUCAUCGAGCAACUGGAACUACUAGACCAGAUCGUGCCAGCAGUUCAAGUCCUCAACGGGUUCAAUAUGGCCUGUGAAAUGACGAAUGGUGAAAUCACCUUACCGGUCAACACAGUUGGAACUAUGCAGCAGACCAAGUUUUACGUGAAAGAAGGAGACAUGGGAUACAAUGCAUUAUUUGGAAGACCAUGGAUUCACAACAUGAGAGUGGUGCCCUCAAUUCUGCACCAAGCGUUAAAGUUCCCGACCCUAUAA